AUGUUUGUUGCGAUUUUGUUUGUCGGGAUAUUACGGGGAUGUCACGCCGUGAACAAUCACGAUUUAAUUAAUAACGAUUUAAAACUAAUGAAUUCCGAAUUGGGUAAAUUAAAUUCAUUAACCGGAUACGUUUCGUGGAAAUUAUCAACGGAACCAUCCGAAGAAUUUACAUUAAAAUUAAUCAAACUCGGAGGAAUACAAAUAAAUUGGCAUUUUGAUUAUUAUUAUCAAUUCAGACAAUUUUAUUUAUUGUGUAGGGGUCCUAAUUAUAAUUUGGAUGAAAGCAGAAAAUUAAUGAAAGUUUUGGGAGAAUUAGAAACGAUUUACGAAACGAGCCAAGUUUGCAUAUCCUCUGGUAUCUGUUUAAGAGGAGAACCGGAUUUGGAAAGAAUUAUGACGAAAUCAAGAGAUCCAAACGUUCUUUAUUGGGCUUGGGUCGAAUGGAGGAAUAAAGUUGGACCACCAUCGAGAACUCUUUAUCCUACAAUGGUUAAAUUAUUAAAUCGUGGAGCUAGAAACGGAGGUUACAACGAAAUCGGUGAAUGUUGGCGCGAAGAAUUAGAAAUGGAUAAUUUAGAAUUGAUUGUAGAAAAUUUAUAUAAUGAAAUCGAACCUUUGUAUAAAGCACUUCACGCUGUCGUAAGGUAUAAAUUAAAUAAAUUCUACGGUAACGAUUUGAUAUCACUCUAUGAACCUCUUCCGGCGCAUCUGUUGGGAAAUAUGUGGGCGCAAAAUUGGGGAUCUUUAUUAGAUAUAAUAACGGAUUUCAAUAAAGAAUACAGUCUCACUUAUUAUUUACAAAAAAGAAAUUACACGGUUGUCGAUAUGGUUAAAAAAGCAGAAGAUUUUUACGUUUCCAUCGGAUUCAAACCUAUGACUCCGGCAUUUUGGAAAUAUUCGAAAUUUAAUAAAAAUGCUGAAAACGGUUCGACUUGUCACGGCACGGCUGCCAACAUGUUUCAACCGGGAGAUUACAGGAUAAUUUUAUGCGCGGAAAUAAACGAAGAAGAUUUUUCUGUUAUACAUCACGAAAUGGGUCACGUGGCUUAUUACAUGCAAUAUGAAAACUUACCAGCUAUUUUUCAGGACGGAGUGAAUUCAGCUUUUCAAGAAUCCAUCGGUGAUGCCAUCAUGUUAGGUGUUACUUCACCUCCUCAUCUUAACAGAUUAGGUUUACUCGAAGAAAUAAAUAAUAAUCCCGAUUUAGAAAUAAAACUUUUGCUGUAUCAGGGACUUAAUAAAAUCCCACAAAUCCCGUAUGCGUUACUUUUGGAAAAAUGGCGUUGGAACGUAUUCAAGGGUGAAAUUUCACCCUUAAAUUAUAAUUCUGCUUGGUGGGAAUUGAGAGAAAAAUAUCAAGGAGUAAAAUCACCAUCGAAAAGAAGCGAAAAAAAUUUCGAUCCUUCUGCUAAAUUUCACAUAAACGAUAACAAACCUUACAUAAGGUAUUUCCUGAGCAGCAUAUUACAAAUGCAAUUGUUUGAAGCCAUGUGUAAAGCAUCAAUAUACGGAAACGAUUAUUUUAAUAAAACUUUACCGAUACCUUUGCAUAAAUGCGACAUUUACGGUUCUACAACGUCGACGAAAAAUUUAAGAAAAAUGAUGUCGCUCGGUAGUAGCAUAACCUGGAAAGAAGGUCUUAAAAUGGUCACAGGUACGAACGAAUAUUCGGCUCGUCCACUUUUACAAUAUUAUCAACCCUUAUACGAAUGGUUAUUAAAAAUGAUAAGAAAUUAUAAUAUACCUGUCGGUUGGAUUAAAAUAUAA
Pediculus humanus corporis (human body louse) is the source of this 1767-nucleotide messenger RNA. Its product is annotated as angiotensin-converting enzyme, putative. NCBI's taxonomy places the organism in Eukaryota, Metazoa, Arthropoda, Insecta, Psocodea, Pediculidae. Gene Ontology annotation, molecular function: metallopeptidase activity; peptidyl-dipeptidase activity. The record is from RefSeq and is a predicted model, not a curated record. Gene Ontology annotation, cellular component: plasma membrane. Gene Ontology annotation, biological process: proteolysis. The transcript has 10 exons. Bases 1 to 1767 code for a protein of 588 amino acids.